UUCAUUCAAGGGCUAUUGUCCGCUUGGAAAAGGAAAGCUUUUGGGGGAGAAGGAAGUAAUUCGUGUUGCUAAGAGUUGUUCACGCACACCAGCUCAAGUUUUGAUCCGGUGGUCUAUCCAGAAUGGUGUUUGUCACUAUACCAAAAUCAACUCAAGUGGAAAGAGUGAAAGAAAAUAGUCAAGUUUUCGACUUUCAGUUAUCAGAAGAUGAAAUGAAUGUGCUGAAUAAUUUGCAUGAUGGUCGAAGAAUUGUUGAUGCAUCAAGUAUUCAAGAAAAAAUUGACAGUGCAUUACCUGAUGGUUAUAAAUUGAACUUACCCAACUAUGAAAUUGAUAAGUUAAACUAUCGUAAUCAUCGUUAAUCUAAAUGGUGUGUCUAUAUCUGAUUUUUUGGGGAAAACUCUCUGUAGUAGUUUAGAUUUACAGAGAGCUUGUGUUUUUAUUUAAAGCCAUUGAAAGAAGUUAUUAUAUUUAAUUAACUGCCUAGAGAAGGGGAAAAUAUUUCUUUUAAAUAAGUCAGUUUUAUAAUAGCUAGUUAGAUUUCUUUCCCCAUUGUUGUACAGUUGUAGCAUUUCUAAAUCAUUCUGUAAAAAGCAAACAUCAGUAGUUUUAUUGAUUUUCAAAGUCUGAGCUGCAAUCAUUAUUUUUGUUGCUGUAUAUUUUUUUAAUGUGGUUAUGUAUCCUAUUUUAAAUAUUAUUUAAUCUCUCAAAAUUUGAAAUUUUGUUACUACAAAUGUAGGGUUAUGUAAGAUGCAUAUUUUGUAAAAAAGAGAUAAAAUGGUAACUAAGUAAAAAUUCUUUUGGAACCAUUUUUGACCUAAAGCAAGUGUUUAAUGCAAAAUUGGUCAUAACACAAAGCAGUAUUAUUAGUGUAUUAACUGUUGUAAGUAAGUGUAAAGUUGGCAGUCUUUAUUGAUAUUAUGCAAAAACCUAGCAAUUAACUCAGAGUUCUUCCAUUAUUGUAAUAUAAAUACAAUUUUUUUAAAAAACUCAUUGCACCAGCAAAUUCACUCAUCACGAACAAUUUUGGUGAUUAAGAUUAAACAGAUUAAGCUCUUUUUUAAUAGUAAGAAAUGCAUACAAGAUCUUCAAAACUGCCUUAUUCUCUACAUAAGGUAUAAUAUUUCUCUUCUCAUAAUUUCUGUGUAUGAUAAAAUAAAUCUUUUUUUUUUUUUUUUUUUUUUUUUUUUUUUUUUUUUUUGUUGUUGUUGUUGUUUAAAUGGUGUGUAACAACAGCUAGAUUUUUUAUGUUAUCUGAAUAAAUAACUAUGCCAAAAAAGGAAUGCUGUUGUGCAAAUGACAGCUUGUCAAAAUGAUGUAUUACUAAUAUCUACAAACUUAUUCUAAAAGAGCUUCUAAAGCUAGAAACUACUACUAAAAGAAAACACUUUUAGUGUAUGUAAUAUAUAUUUGUAAAUAUUAUUUAGUGCAUUAUUUCAAAUUAGGUAUUUUCAUUUUAUAGCAUGUUUGAAAUUAUAUAAGUGAGUAUUGGGUUAAUGCACAUGCACUGUGAGAGUACUGUGGGGAAAGAAAAAGUUUUAUUCUAUUUAAACAUGAAGUAUUUUGUAGAUAUGUGGAAAUUUUGUCAUCUGAUUAGCAAUAAAAGUGAUUAAGGUAUGUGUUAA
Molecule: messenger RNA, 1625 nt
Organism: Stegodyphus dumicola
Lineage: Eukaryota; Metazoa; Arthropoda; Arachnida; Araneae; Eresidae
Product: putative oxidoreductase ZK1290.5
Source: RefSeq, a predicted model, not a curated record